This is a messenger RNA of Mytilus californianus (California mussel), 2511 nucleotides long. RefSeq lists its product as uncharacterized. Lineage: Eukaryota; Metazoa; Mollusca; Bivalvia; Mytilida; Mytilidae. The record is from RefSeq and is a predicted model, not a curated record. The coding region runs from base 1 to 2511 and encodes 836 amino acids. The transcript has a single exon.
AUGUGCUCUUGGGCGAUUACAGGCUUUGGUGGAAUAGAAGAUGGGAUGUGCUCUUGGGCGAUUACAGGCUUUGGUGGAAUAGAAGAUGGGAUGUGCUCUUGGGCGAUUACAGGCUUUGGUGGAAUAGAAGAUGGGAUGUGCUCUUGGGCGAUUACAGGCUUUGGUGGAAUAGAAGAUGGGAUGUGGUCUUGGGCGAUUACAGGCUUUGGUGGAAUAGAAGAUGGGAUGUGCUCUUGGGCGAUUACAGGCUUUGGUGGAAUAGAAGAUGGGAUGUGCUCUUGGGCGAUUACAGGCUUUGGUGGAAUAGAAGAUGGGAUGUGCUCUUGGGCGAUUACAGGCUUUGGUGGAAUAGAAGAUGGGAUGUGGUCUUGGGCGAUUACAGGCUUUGGUGGAAUAGAAGAUGGGAUGUGCUCUUGGGCGAUUACAGGCUUUGGUGGAAUAGAAGAUGGGAUGUGGUCUUGGGCGAUUACAGGCUUUGGUGGAAUAGAAGAUGGGAUGUGCUCUUGGGCGAUUACAGGCUUUGGUGGAAUAGAAGAUGGGAUGUGCUCUUGGGCGAUUACAGGCUUUGGUGGAAUAGAAGAUGGGAUGUGCUCUUGGGCGAUUACAGGCUUUGGUGGAAUAGAAGAUGGGAUGUGCUCUUGGGCGAUUACAGGCUUUGGUGGAAUAGAAGAUGGGAUGUGCUCUUGGGCGAUUACAGGCUUUGGUGGAAUAGAAGAUGGGAUGUGCUCUUGGGCGAUUACAGGCUUUGGUGGAAUAGAAGAUGGGAUGUGCUCUUGGGCGAUUACAGGCUUUGGUGGAAUAGAAGAUGGGAUGUGGUCUUGGGCGAUUACAGGCUUUGGUGGAAUAGAAGAUGGGAUGUGGUCUUGGGCGAUUACAGGCUUUGGUGGAAUAGAAGAUGGGAUGUGGUCUUGGGCGAUUACAGGCUUUGGUGGAAUAGAAGAUGGGAUGUGCUCUUGGGCGAUUACAGGCUUUGGUGGAAUAGAAGAUGGGAUGUGCUCUUGGGCGAUUACAGGCUUUGGUGGAAUAGAAGAUGGGAUGUGCUCUUGGGCGAUUACAGGCUUUGGUGGAAUAGAAGAUGGGAUGUGCUCUUGGGCGAUUACAGGCUUUGGUGGAAUAGAAGAUGGGAUGUGGUCUUGGGCGAUUACAGGCUUUGGUGGAAUAGAAGAUGGGAUGUGGUCUUGGGCGAUUACAGGCUUUGGUGGAAUAGAAGAUGGGAUGUGCUCUUGGGCGAUUACAGGCUUUGGUGGAAUAGAAGAUGGGAUGUGCUCUUGGGCGAUUACAGGCUUUGGUGGAAUAGAAGAUGGGAUGUGCUCUUGGGCGAUUACAGGCUUUGGUGGAAUAGAAGAUGGGAUGUGGUCUUGGGCGAUUACAGGCUUUGGUGGAAUAGAAGAUGGGAUGUGCUCUUGGGCGAUUACAGGCUUUGGUGGAAUAGAAGAUGGGAUGUGCUCUUGGGCGAUUACAGGCUUUGGUGGAAUAGAAGAUGGGAUGUGCUCUUGGGCGAUUACAGGCUUUGGUGGAAUAGAAGAUGGGAUGUGCUCUUGGGCGAUUACAGGCUUUGGUGGAAUAGAAGAUGGGAUGUGCUCUUGGGCGAUUACAGGCUUUGGUGGAAUAGAAGAUGGGAUGUGCUCUUGGGCGAUUACAGGCUUUGGUGGAAUAGAAGAUGGGAUGUGCUCUUGGGCGAUUACAGGCUUUGGUGGAAUAGAAGAUGGGAUGUGCUCUUGGGCGAUUACAGGCUUUGGUGGAAUAGAAGAUGGGAUGUGGUCUUGGGCGAUUACAGGCUUUGGUGGAAUAGAAGAUGGGAUGUGGUCUUGGGCGAUUACAGGCUUUGGUGGAAUAGAAGAUGGGAUGUGCUCUUGGGCGAUUACAGGCUUUGGUGGAAUAGAAGAUGGGAUGUGCUCUUGGGCGAUUACAGGCUUUGGUGGAAUAGAAGAUGGGAUGUGCUCUUGGGCGAUUACAGGCUUUGGUGGAAUAGAAGAUGGGAUGUGCUCUUGGGCGAUUACAGGCUUUGGUGGAAUAGAAGAUGGGAUGUGCUCUUGGGCGAUUACAGGCUUUGGUGGAAUAGAAGAUGGGAUGUGGUCUUGGGCGAUUACAGGCUUUGGUGGAAUAGAAGAUGGGAUGUGGUCUUGGGCGAUUACAGGCUUUGGUGGAAUAGAAGAUGGGAUGUGCUCUUGGGCGAUUACAGGCUUUGGUGGAAUAGAAGAUGGGAUGUGCUCUUGGGCGAUUACAGGCUUUGGUGGAAUAGAAGAUGGGAUGUGCUCUUGGGCGAUUACAGGCUUUGGUGGAAUAGAAGAUGGGAUGUGCUCUUGGGCGAUUACAGGCUUUGGUGGAAUAGAAGAUGGGAUGUGCUCUUGGGCGAUUACAGGCUUUGGUGGAAUAGAAGAUGGGAUGUGCUCUUGGGCGAUUACAGGCUUUGGUGGAAUAGAAGAUGGGAUGUGCUCUUGGGCGAUUACAGGCUUUGGUGGAAUAGAAGAUGGGAUGUGGUCUUGGGCGAUUACAGGCUUAUGGGUAUGA